This is a messenger RNA of Pezoporus occidentalis (night parrot), 3383 nucleotides long. It is a transcript of the gene RBP2, whose product is annotated as retinol binding protein 2. NCBI's taxonomy places the organism in Eukaryota, Metazoa, Chordata, Aves, Psittaciformes, Psittacidae. The record is from RefSeq and is a predicted model, not a curated record. Gene Ontology annotation, cellular component: cytosol; nucleus. Gene Ontology annotation, biological process: fatty acid transport. Gene Ontology annotation, molecular function: fatty acid binding. Bases 2539 to 3171 code for a protein of 210 amino acids. The transcript has 5 exons.
UAUUUUUAAAAUAUUAUCGUUGUUACUGUUAUUGUAAUGUUCUGACCCAAAUAUUUGGAAAUGUUCUAAGGCAAGUAUUUGCUGUUGGUAAAGGGUGGACUAUUAGAAGCAGCCAGUGUAUAACAGCCACAGUAACUCCAACCCAAACUAAUGCUCAAUGUGUGUCUCAAUAGAGAUAUUUAGAAUGGAAGAGCUUACUUCAAUCUGAGUUAAAAGAGAAGUUUCCUUCUUCUGUAUUAGUUGUGUCUUUUAUCGUCUGAGACAUUACAGUUUGACCUAAAGAAAGGAAGAUAAAAACACUGAUUAAUCUUCCUGUCAUCAAGUGGUUGUUCCUGCUAACAAAGAAGAGGACAUUGUGUUCUCCUGCAAUAUAUUCUCUCCUUUAUAACCUUCAUAGGAAACCAGCCAUAUACAAAAAUCAGAAACUGUAUGAUUUACUCAUAUCCCUUCAGUGUUUAUAUUUCUCAAAGGGAAGACAGAGGAUGGUAACUGAGAAUAUUGGAUGAUAGAACACCUUGGUUAACGGUCUUUGGGAUUGCACUCUUUGUGGUUAUCACCAAAUUGCCAAAAGCAGUAUGUAAUCUUGACUGGAAAAACAAGUGUGUUGUUUUCUGAGAUGAAACAAUUUCCAGCACCCUGGAGGCUGAAAAAGUUAACAUCUCAUUGCAAUGAUACAAAUAUUUCUCAAUUGCCCCAAGUGUACUAAGCUAGUGAGCAUUUAUUAAGACUAAUAACUUCCUCAACUGACUUAGAACAUUAAUAGUACUAAUAAAGUUGGAUCUUACUUUAUUACAGUAUAUUGCCUUUGAAUUCAUAUACAAACCCACUAAAUUUAACUAUUAAGCUAGUUUAGUGGUUAAACUAUUCUGAACUAAUACUCAAUGGAUAAAAAUAAGUGCUGUUACUAAACGAAAUUGUAAAUACAAAUGCAUCGUUCCCAGUAUUCCUCACAUCUACAAGUCAUCAGUAGAAAUAAUGUUCAUUUUCUGAUAUAUUAAUUUUUUAGAAUCAUCAGAAUUUCUUUGAUAGGUUAACUUGCAAAUUAAACAGGUUUCACUUUGACUAGUAUUACUUUUUAUCUUGUAUCUCCAACUGGAUGUCUACAGAUUCAAAUCAGACAUAGAAGAGGGCUUAAACUAUGAUGACCACAUUAACUACAUACGUUAAAUAGCUUUAUCCAAAUGUUCCUUCCUGCAUAAGCAUUUUAUACAUUAUAAGAAUAUGGCUUUUAAAAAUGUUACCUACUACUUGGUUUAAAUAUGUCAUUUUACAAGAGCGAACAGAAGAAUUUGUGAAUGCAUUUUCCAAAUUGUAGAGAUUUUUAGCAAGGACGCAAGAGUUUGUUUUUCAGAGACCCCAAAUGGUGCAAACAGACUAUAUAGGAUCAAUAACAAUGCCUUGCCUAUGAUUAUCUGUGCUGGAACUCUUUUUAGUAAUUAAUUUUCCAUGCCUGUUUAGCCUAAAGCUUCUCAGGGGAGGAGACUGCUAGCUGUACCCAUGUAAAGAUAGUGGCUAUCAUGGUUAUCAUUUAAGAAUUAAUAGUUUGUGACAUGCAGAAAUGAAAUAAAUAGGGCUGCAUAGUUCUUCAGUGUUGAACUGGGUUUAGUUCCCAGAAUGACAAAGGUAGGCUGACUUCUUAGAAACUAUACAGGAUGGAUCCAUUAAGUUUUCCUUUAUUGAUAGAUCAGAAUUUAUUUUCUCUCCACAUUUGACCGCUCAUACAGGCAGUGGCUGAAGGCUUUUACAGGGUAGACACUAAAUCCAUAUUUAGUCCUCAGCUUCACUUCCAAAAAGCUGGUUUAAAAGCCAUGUGGUAAUAUUGAUGUUAAACUGUCCUCAUGUUGCUGCUAUUCCCUUUCCCUGUUUAAAUAUUUUACUGAGUAUUGCUUCUCUUUAUCUUCGGGAGAGGUGGAAGGCAAAGUGUCAGUAAAGACUGUAAGAUGCACCCUCAUACAUUUAAGUAGUUUUCUGAAUCAGAAUCUACUGAACAACUCAGGACAGCACCAAUAUUCACAGCAGUGCUGCAUCAAACCCUGCAACACUGAACUCUUACUCUGUCAGUCCUGGCUCAAGUAGCUCUCCUGCUACUCUUACACAAAGCAGGGUGCUGGCAAGUUACCCAUUUGCUGAUGCUUCCAAACUGUUCUGCUCGAUGACAGAAAGCAGAUUAAGAUAUGGGGAAAGAACAGCACAGGGUUCAAAAAGCCUUGGUCAUCCAUAGCUGCCAGGAGGUGGUACUCUUUCAAGUAGAGCAGCUGGGGAAUCUGUCUUACAGUGGAAAAACCAAACAAUCUCAAGUUUUCAGCUCCUUUUGCAGAUACAGUGUUAGGCUGCACCUCCUUUCUGCUGCUCUUAACUCUCAGAAGGAAGGGAAGAGUGCAAUUAGUUUUACCAUAUUUUUCUUGCCUUUAAACAGCUUUAUCUCAUCCUUCCAGGUUUUUGACAGGCAGUUGGGCAGCAGCUUUCUCUUUAAGCUCAUUUCUUUUGUAUGUAUCCUAAGUGUUACAACACUCUACAAUUAUUCUUCUUAUGAGAUAAAUGUUAAUCAUUUAUUACAUUAGAGAGAAGUUCUGCUUUAAGGAAGGUAAUCAUAAUACCAGAGAACACUGUAGUAACGCUGAACAUGUCUAUUUUGUUAGACCACUGUGUCUUGGGAUGGAGAUAAACUUCUUUGUGUACAGAAUGGAGAAAAAGAAGGUCGUGGUUGGACCCAGUGGAUUGAAGGAGAUGAAAUGCACCUGUUGGUUUUCAGCUCUUGCCACCAUGCCUGCUGAUUACAAUGGGACGUGGGAAAUGGAAAGCAAUGAAAACUUUGAAGGCUACAUGGUUGCUUUAGGUAUUGAUUUUGCAACUCGUAAGAUUGCAAAACAUUUGAAACAAACAAAGGAGAUUGUUCAGGAUGGUGAUAACUUCAAAACAAAAACACUCAGUACUUUCAGAAACUAUGAACUGAAUUACACUGUAGGAGUGGAGUUCGAAGAGCACACCAAAGGCCUGGAUAAUCGAGUGGUAAAGACGCUAGUGACCUGGGAUGGUGACAAACUGGUGUGUGUUCAGAAAGGUGAAAAGAAAAACAGGGGAUGGAAGCACUGGAUUGAAGGAGACCUACUGCAUCUGGAACUGACAUGUGAAGACCAAGUGUGCCAUCAGGUAUAUAAGAAGAAAAACUGAUCAGAAAGCUGCACCAUUAUGCUGUUAUGUUUUGUCUAAAGAGAAGAACCAAGCCAGAUUUGCAAUAAUUAUUCAACACCACCUUGCGAAUGUAUUUUAUGCCUGUUUAUGGAAACAAACACAUUUUAUAGAAAUAACAUCAAAGAGUUACAAACAUCAUAAAUUCCUUUGUAUUUCAGUCUGGAGUUAAAUAAAAGUAAUUGUCUUUCAAA